Molecule: messenger RNA, 3300 nt
Organism: Brassica oleracea var. oleracea
Lineage: Eukaryota; Viridiplantae; Streptophyta; Magnoliopsida; Brassicales; Brassicaceae
Exons: 6
Coding region: 1415-2590 (391 amino acids)
Source: RefSeq, a predicted model, not a curated record
CAGACUUCCUUCCAAUGUAGUAAAAACCCAUUUUGCCCCUAAAUUGUACACGUUGCUAAGUAGGAUUAACUGUUCCCUGAUCUGCUUAGAUUUAGUUUCUGGCAAUGUAGGAGGCUGGCGUGUUUAGGUCUGUUCGUAGGCGUAAUCCCAUCCACAAGAUUGUGAAGUACUUCUCUGAUUCUGUUUACGCCAAAUCUGGAUGAAAAUCUUCCAAGAUAUCUCCAAGUUACUAUUGAGAGCGGGAAUUGGAUGAUAUUAGGGUUUAGUGGGGUGUAUAUAGAAGUGUAACCUCUACCCUCCUAAGCAGAAGAUUUAAGACAGAGAGAAAACGAAAACUGUAAGGCUGAGUGUUGAAGUUAAUGAAACUCUAUUUACAGUAGUCGUUAUUUCUGAGACCGAAGGUAGUAAGAGCCUGUUUAAAAUGGGGCAGUUAGUGAAGUUGGUUGUUGGUGUUUGGGAACACCUAGGAAGCAACGAUUGGUUAUUCAUGGCUGAUCCAACGGAACAGAGGCACGAAGUGAUGGUCCAUGAAAACCAAACUUAUCCUUCGCUUGUGGAACUUGUAAGGAUGAGAUACAGUGUGGGCUCGCAUACUGCGGUGGCUCUCACGUAUGAGUAUCCAGAAUGGAUGAAGGUACCUGGAGAUCUGACCACACCACCUGUAGAUGUGAAAGUCGAUGGAGAUGUAGAGUUUUUCAUGUCAGUGAGGCUGGAUAUUCCUGAGAUGAGGUUGAAGGUGACUAUUGGUAACGACAAUGUUGCACGCUAUCUAUUUCAAAGGAGGGAUGACUUUACUGUUAUAGGGAGUUAUGCUGGGAACUUAGCACCUAAUCCCAUUCCGUACCGUGGUAAAGAUAAUAUUAACCCCCCUGUUGAAGAACAUAUCAAUAACUUGCCUGAGGUGGUAAUGGAUAAACCGGUGUUUUGGGAAGGUAUGCUUGCACAAGGGUGACUCACGGGGAGUCAGAAGUUCCUAAUGGGCGUAUGCACUGAUGAGGAGAUGGAGAAUGUCACUGAAAGGGCUUUGACGUUGACUAGGGCAACCCGUGAUCCUGACAUAAUCCUCUACUGACUGACGCACGUCGCCUCUGAAUGUUGGGCCACAUGGUCCUGUUAACGAAAUAAUUAGACUCCAACCCACGUGAAGUAAGACUUAGUGAUACUCCUAACCUGGCACUGGCCAUAGUUGGAACUUGGAACACAACCCCGUUGUCCGUCAGUGGGAGAGUAUUUUUCUAAGGGGAAAGGAAAGGAGGGUGAUCCAGAUGGAGAGUAUGUGCCACUCUUUGAUAACAAAUACCACGCUGAUCCUGAACCGGAACAUGAUUCUACUGACGAAGAUGAUUUAGAGGAUGGAAAACCGCAUUUAUAUGUGGGGCAAGUCUUUGUUGAUCGUCAUGCCUUCAAGACACACAUGUCGCUGUAUGCUCUAGCCAAUAAAUUCCGGUACCUUUGCAAGCGAUCUGAACCUGGAAAAAUGAUGUUGGAGUGUAAUGGGAGCAACUGUAAUUGGCGGGUGUAUGCUGCAAAGAUUGCUGGCUGUCCAAGAUUCCAGAUUAAAAGGGUGGACGAGGAGCACAAAUGCACCAUAGAUGAGAGGGGUGACUUAAAAAGGCAUGCAACAACCACUCUCAUUGGUGAUAUGAUGAGAACAAAAUAUGGUGUUGGUGGCUCGGGUCCAAGGCCAAACGCUGUACGAGAGUUCAUGAGGGAUGAUCAUGACGUCCCAAUAUCUUACUGGAAAGCUUGGAAGUCUUGGGAGCUUGCAAUGGACCGUGGCAUGGGUAAUACAGAAGAUUCGUACAGGAAGUUGCCUUCUUACUUGCAACAAUUGGCGAUAUCAAAUCCUGGUUCGGUUGUUGCUCUUGAGACGAGUACUACCAGUGCUGAGGUGCAGCAAUUCAAGUAUCUUUUCUUUGCAUUUGGUUCUUCUGUGAAGGGGUACUCCUAUAUGCGUAAAGUUAUAAUUGUUGACGGGACACACUUGAAAGGGAAGUAUACCGGUUGUCUCCUCACCGCUAGUUCUCAAGAUGGUAACCAUCAAAUUUUUCCUCUUGGAUUUGGAGUGGUGGAUGGCGAGAACGAGGCAUCAUGGACUUGGUUCUUCAGCAAGUUACUCGACGUUGUUGCUGAUGAUUAUGAUGUUGUGUUUGUCACAGAUAGACACAACUCCAUCUACGCGGGACUGAGAAAGAUGUACCCUAAGGCUAAGCAUUGUGCAUGUGUUCUCCAUCUUCAUAGGAACGUGGUGACAAUGUUCAAAAAGAAGCACUUGGCCUACCUGGUCUCGAAAGCAGCUAGAGCUUUCCGUGUGUGCGAUUUCUACAAGCACUUCAACGAAAUCAAAAUGAUUGACAUGGAUUGUGCGGACUAUCUAAUCCGUGUUGGCUUUGAGCACUGGAGUCGGUCUCAUUUCGGUGGCUUGCGUUACAAUGUAAUGACUAGUAACAUUGCAGAGUCCUUGAACGCUGCAGUCUCUGAGGCCCGUGAGGUCCCUAUUGUUGCUUUGGUUGAGUACAUAAGAACAAUGCUUAUGGGUUGGUUCCCGGUGAGGCGGGAAGCGGCAGGCAGGACGGGUGUUGACACCUAAGAUUGAAGAGCUGCUGUCUAAGAAUUUUAGUCUCUCCACUGGAUACAUGGUGUGCCAUGUCAACAAGUCUGAGUACGAGGUCCGUGGGCGUGAUGGAGUUGCCUAUUCUGUUGAUCUUGAUAACAAAUCAUGCAGCUGUCUAGAGUUUGAUAUGCUACUUAUACCCUGCACACAUGCUGUUGCUGCAGCUGUUCAUUCACGGAAACGGGUAGACUCACUUGUUAGUCAGCAAUUCAGACGUUCAACUUGGGGGAUGGCUUACUCCAUGAGCAUCAAUCCUGUCAGUGAGUAUGAAACUGUGUUGUCAGAGUCAGACACUCUUGGAGUGAUGCACCUUGCACCUCCUAACACAAGGCGUCCACCAGGGCGCCCCAAGAAGACUCGGAUAUUGUCGAGAGGUGAAUUUAAGCAUGUGGUGUUAGGAAAGAGGCCAAGGACUUGUAGAAGGUGCGGUGGGAAAGACCACAAUCGUGCCACCUGCAAAGCACCCAUAUGAAAUGGUUAAUGUAAGGAAGGGGGCGUGAAGAAGGAGUAUUAUGGUGUAGGUCAGAUGAGGGCCGACCAAAUGUUCGUUAUGUUUAUUAGCAAGUUCCCCGGAAGAUACCUAAGUCACUAACCUAUUGUACUUAGACUUUGGGAUCUUAAUAAUGCAUUGCCCCCACUAUGAGCAAAAUCUGAUGUAAUAUUCCGUCAAUGAAAGGACAUAUUUU